Molecule: messenger RNA, 2229 nt
Organism: Plasmodium inui San Antonio 1
Lineage: Eukaryota; Apicomplexa; Aconoidasida; Haemosporida; Plasmodiidae
Exons: 1
Coding region: 1-2229 (742 amino acids)
Source: RefSeq, a predicted model, not a curated record
AUGAUAAAGAAAAUGCACAAAUUAAAGGAAGUCAUCGUUUUAAGAGAUAAGGGAAGUGAAGAUGUCAUCACUAUUAACGAAUUACUGAAUCGAAGGUUGGAUGUCAAUCUGGAUGAAUUCAUAAGUAAAAAGGACAGAGCCAAUGAUGAUAUUAAUUCUAUAUUUAAAACAUUGUACAGCGAAGACGUAUAUGAUCUUAUCGAAACGGUUGGUACGUGUGUUCGUGAAAAGAGAGAAAUUGUAGACGAGAAGUUUUCUGUUGAACAAAUUGACCAAUUGGAACGGCAUCACCGUGAAAUAACGGGAGCUCAUACCAAAUUAGACACCCUGACUCACGAAAAAUUGAUACAUGCUUAUGAUAAGUUAACAGCAGAAGUCAACAAUACCGAAAAUCUUAAAAAUGAUCUUGUGAAAAGGAUGAGCGAAGAUUUAUACAACAAAAUGAAAGAAUCUUUGGAAUCAUUUAAAACUGAGUACGAUCAGUUAGUUCAAAAUAUGGCGGAAUACGAAAGGGAAGAAAAAAUAUUAGAACAGAGUAUGGAGGAAGCUUUGAAAAACGAAGAAGAACACUUCAACACGUUACAAGUGGAUGGACAAGCUCUCAAAGACACAUACAACUGUACAGUAUUCGACAAACUGAAGGGUAGUCUUUUACAGAGGGAACUCGAAUUGUCACAAAAAAUGGACCACAUCAAGGGUCUGGUAACUCAUAUCGAGAAGCUUCUAAAAUAUUAUAGGAAUUUGGACAAGUACUUUUAUUUACUCGGUGAUAGUAAUUAUGUAGAACGAAUAGAAGUAUUAGCACGAAAUAUUCAACCCGAAAUGAUGAAUAAAAAUAUAAGUAUUGAACAUGACAGCUUUGAAAGAAGCAGAGAAUCUAUAAAUAAGCCCCUCAAAAUAAUCGAAUGUUUAAACAAAACCAUACAUUUUCAUAACCACUUAAACAGGAGCAUAAACGAAUGUGAAGACAUUAAUAAAUCGAUCAACCAUUUAAAAGGAAAAAUAGUCUCGUUAAAGGGUGAACUACAAAAAGAAAUUGAUGAGAUUCGAUCAUCUGAUCUGAUAAGUGAAGCUGUAAAAAUUGAAGUACUAGCAAAGUUGGAAGCAGAACUGGGAAGUGUAAAAACCAAAUUAGAUGAAACCCACAUGGAUGAUUUUCUCAUAAAAUCAACAGAUUUGAAGAAAUUCUACAGUGAUUCAAAAAUCGAUUUACACGAAAAGAGGCAAGAAUACCCUGUGCACGAUUUUUUAGAAAAAGUAAAUGACUGGACAGAAAUUAAAAUGGCAGUCAACAAAUUAUAUCAUUAUUAUAGUACAUUUGAAGACAAUAAGGUUAAACUAAUUAUAACUAAUUCGUGCAUAUACUUAGAAUCAAUAUACAACCUUAUAAAAGAUUUGAUACAAAAAACAUGGGAGAAGAAGGACGAAAUGACUGAGAUAUUUUCUUCAAUUUCGAAAGAUAACUCAAGUAUGUACGAAGAUGCUAAAAACUUUUUUGAUAGCGUCGUUAAAUCCAUUGACACAGUAACUCAGACGAUUAGAAAUAUGGAGAAAUUGAUAAAGGAAAAUGAAACCAUAAUAGAAGAAUUGAAAGAUCAACGCUGGAAGUUACAGAAUGUAGGGAAUGCACCUACCGAUUUAGAAAAAUUAGAAGUAAACAAAAUGACGCCAACAAAAUUGGAAACAUUAUCAUUGGAAAGAGUCGAACGUGGGAAACUAAAGGAUGAUGCAACUGAUUCUACACUUAAGGACGAUAAAGAAACAGAUAACGUGAAGGGAGAAGAGACAAAACAAGAAAACGUUAUGGUGACGGAGGGAUCACAUCGGCAAACAGAAGUUUACACGAGUAUCGUUUUCAAAAAUGACAAAAACCAUCAAGAAUCAGAAAAAAUAGAUGAGAAAAAGUCAAUAAAACCAGUAAGCACCGGGAAGAAUGUAGGACACAGCAGUUAUUUAAACAAUAAUAAUAGUAACAAGGAUAGUAACAUACAUAGCUCGUAUACACCAGGUGGAUAUAACACUCCAAAUGAUAAUCACAAUACUAAUGUAUUUGGGGAUGAUAAAAAUGAAGAAACGAAAGAAAAUAGAAAUUAUGUUUUAUUUGUCUAUGUAGGAGGACUGCUUAGUGCUUUUUUCAUUUUUAUUGGUCCUGUCUUGUAUUUGUUAAAUAGAAAAAUACGUAUAGCGGGGGUCGGAAAAAAGAGUGACAAAAAAAAUCCAACCACUUAA